AUGGUUAGAGAAGAGGAUGGCUUCGUCUGCCGCAAGCUGGACUUGGUCCAGGUGAAGGGCAAGAAAGAGCCGACGAUCAUCUAUGAGGUCAUUGGGCGUCAGCCUCCUCGAAAAGCGGGAGCGAGUAAGCCGACCUCCCCGGUGAAUCUCAUCCCAGCCUCGCCCUCUCUCCUAGACCGUUCUCCUCGACGGAACAGAGGUGAUCGGCGACUGGAGCCCCGGUCGGCGAGCGCAGACCUCUUGGCCUUUCAGCCUGUACCGCCCACGCGCAUCGAGCAGGCUCAGCUUUACGAGCAGGCCUUGCAAGCCUACACGCAGCAGCAGUUUUCCGAGGCGACUCAAUUGGCUGCACAACUUUUGGAGGAUCGUCCAGAAGACGUAGCUGCUCAACGCCUCCUCAAGCGAUCCCACAGCUUGGCUGCGAAGGCUGCUGGUGGGCCAGAAGAUGCAGAGCUUCACCAGGAAUUAGCUGCUUGGUCGGCUGUUGUGAGCAUCACUGAGAAGUGA
Symbiodinium sp. CCMP2592 is the source of this 507-nucleotide messenger RNA. Lineage: Eukaryota; Dinophyceae; Suessiales; Symbiodiniaceae. The record is from the annotation of a GenBank genome assembly.